Zophobas morio is the source of this 5138-nucleotide messenger RNA. It is a transcript of the gene Hcf, whose product is annotated as host cell factor 2. Gene Ontology annotation, cellular component: histone methyltransferase complex. The record is from RefSeq and is a predicted model, not a curated record. The transcript has 13 exons. Gene Ontology annotation, biological process: regulation of DNA-templated transcription; chromatin remodeling. NCBI's taxonomy places the organism in Eukaryota, Metazoa, Arthropoda, Insecta, Coleoptera, Tenebrionidae. The coding region runs from base 282 to 4004 and encodes 1240 amino acids. Gene Ontology annotation, molecular function: protein binding; transcription coactivator activity.
CGGCGUCCUCUGUUUUACCGAUCGAGUGUUUCUACGCGUUCCUUCUAAGCCGAUUUGACGAAAACCUUUUCUAUGGUUUUGCCGCUAAACUUAGGAAAGGGUAGUUAUUUCGAUGAAUGUUGUAAAAGUUCGACGUCCAGUGUGUUUUUGUAUGAAGUAACGAUAUUUUGUGUGUUGGUGUAGUGAUUAAAACGGUGGCCGUUUUCGGCCGUGUCCACGUUUGAAUUUGCAAACUUGCUCCGAUUGGCUUUGUGGAUGGUUAUGUGCAAUGUGAUCACGUAAUGGCGGGUAAGGCGUUACAGUGGAAAUGUGUGGCUAAUACCACUGGCCCUCAACCUCGGCCGAGACAUGGACAUCGGGCUGUCGCUAUCAAAGAUUUGAUGGUGGUUUUCGGCGGCGGCAACGAAGGAAUCGUCGACGAACUCCAUGUUUAUAACACGGCGACCAACCAGUGGUUCGUGCCUAUGACAAAAGGCGAUGUUCCUCCGGGAUGUGCGGCGUAUGGUUUCGUGGUGGACGGAACCCGCUUAUUGGUUUUUGGUGGCAUGGUAGAGUACGGAAAGUACAGCAACGAACUAUACGAGCUGCAGGCAUCAAAAUGGGAAUGGCGUCGCCUAAAACCUAAGCCACCGAAGUCCGGGCCUGCCCCUUGCCCGCGCUUGGGUCACAGUUUCACUCUUGUGAAUAACAAAGUCUACUUAUUUGGCGGUCUAGCAAACGAUAGUGCUGACCCCAAGAACAAUGUGCCGAGAUACUUGAAUGAUUUAUAUACUUUGGAUAUACGUACCUCUCCCGUUCAAUGGGAUAUUCCUAUAACUAGCGGUUCGUCGCCUCCGCCGAGAGAAUCUCACACGGGUGUAGCUUAUUGCGAUAAGAAAAAUAAUAAGUCGUUUUUGGUUAUAUACGGCGGCAUGAGCGGUUGCCGAUUGGGCGAUUUGUGGUUUUUGGAGACUGAAACUCGCACAUGGAGCAAACCCCAAAUUUCUGGAACCACUCCGCUGCCGCGGUCGCUCCAUACCUCCACGUUAAUCGGACACCGGAUGUUCGUGUUCGGCGGUUGGGUACCGGUUGUAGCGGACGAAGUUAAAACGUCCACCAACGAGAAGGAAUGGAAAUGCACGAGCACCAUGGCGUGUCUCAAUCUAGAAACUAUGAGUUGGGAGCAGCUCAAUAUUGACGCUAGCGAAGAGAAUGUGCCAUGCGCUAGAGCUGGACAUUGUUCUGUGGGUGUAAGUACGCGUUUAUAUAUUUGGUCCGGACGCGAUGGAUACAGAAAAGCUUGGAAAAAUCAGGUGUGUUGUAAAGAUAUGUGGUACCUUGAAGUAGAUCGACCCGCUCCUCCUAGUAGGGUAUCAUUGGUCAAAGCAGGAACGCACUCUUUGGAGGUCAAUUGGAAUGGCUCACCCUCGGUGCAGUUGUAUAUUUUGCAGAUUCAAAAGUACGAUUUACCGACGCCUUCCGCUACAUCUAACGUUGCGCCGAAGCCAGUUCCUGCAGCCCCCGCACUUGCCGCUGUGCCCGCAGCCUCUGCAGUGCCUCCGCUGCUGGCUUCGUCGAAGGCAACGCCAGUGGCUAAAGUAUCACCGGCUGUGACCGUAGCGAAACCCGUCGUUCAGACCACGAAUCCCGUCGGCAGUCCACCGAAGGCAGCCACACCUAUCAAAGUUCGAAAUGCGGUGAAAAAUACAUCAGCAUGUGCUCCACUCUUAAUUGCACCUCCACAGAGUGCCGUGAAUACUGAUCCCACACAAGCUAGUAUGUUGUCAGGCAUUCAGGCACUAGCUGCAGCUGCUGCUGCUACCCAAAAAAUUACUGUUGCCCCACAAACAUCUCAAAUCAAAAUUGCCUCCCCCGUUCGAGUCCAAGGGACCGCAGGACCUAUAAUCAGACAAACAUCACAAGUGGCCGGUAAACCACUCAUAGUUCAAAAAGGCAGCAGUAUUAUCCAAAAAGGUGGCAUCCAACAGCAAGUUGUCACAUUAGUUAAAACUAGCACGGGAAUGACGUUGGCCACCUUGCCUAAACCCGGCACCGUAGUUCAGAACAAAUCGCCCCAACAACCUAAGAACACGAUAGUCAAAAUCAUGCCUAGCAAUCCUACUAGUAAAGUAUUGACGACGGUCAAAGCCAUACCGUCAAAUCUUAUACAGAUGAACAAAGCGACGGGAAAACUAAUGCUAUCUAAGAACGCCACUGGACAAAUCCCGACCAUCAACAACCAACAAGUCAUAGUCGUUAGUUCAAAUAGCGGCAUCAGAACCAUGCAAUCGGUCACCAAUGCUCAAACCGUACCCACCGUCAAGUCCACGACCGUCAAUGUCCAACCGAUCGCGUCCUCGUCGGCCAUCACCGGAAUACAGGGCGUCAAAAUCGGCAAGCCCAUCACACUGUCCAUGCCCAUGACUGUCGUCGGAUCUCCAAAAACGCUGACCAUAUCCAAAAACACAAAACAGGUGAUGAUCGGCGGCAAACCGGUCACCGUUCAGAUGGCCGGAGGUAACAAAGUGACCCUCAUGCAGCCACAGCAGGGCUUAGGUAAAAUAGUCCGUUUGCCCGUAACCUCGACAAUUGCUUCGUCGAACAACGCCGAGCAACCAAAGUUGGUGGUAGUUUCGCGUCCGAAGCAGCCCACGGCGACGAUAGCGUCUUCGUCGUUCGACGGGCCGGCAACAACGGACGCCGCGUUGGCCGCGCUGGCUGCCGAGGCAGGUUUGAUCGAUCCAAAGCCUGUGAAGGAUGUUUCGGUAGUCGACGAGAGCGGCGAGAGCGCCGAACAGAACCUCAUCAGACAGUUGGAAGACAACAACGUGGAGCCUCCUUCGACCGCCACGGAAUCGCCGAAUCCGGAAGAGGCGACCGCCAUCUUGUUCGAUAACAACGGGAUAAAUCAAACGCUGGGGUUGAAAGGCGGCUCGACGCGCAUGCCCCCGUAUAAACCGUUCAAUUAUAAAAUGGGUCUGCGAGGCGGUAGCAAGGACUCGAUAGAGAUGACUCAUAAUCAAAAUAACGAGGCUGUAAAUACUGACGAGAAUAUGACGGAUGCGACGUCGAUGAAUGGCACUAUUGGGGACGGCGAGAAGAUGGAGGUGGGGUCCAUCAAGGAAGAGAGUAUGGAUGAACAGGAAGAGAAGUUCGAUCCUUCGUCACUCGACGGCGAACUGGCGGCUGGGUUCGCCAGUAACCAAGACAUGGGGGGGUUCCCCGAGGGACAGAACGCGACAGGAGAGGGCACUCUCCUCGACGAAGUGAAAAAAGAAGAGGGAGAUGCCUUAUCUGCCUUAGCUUCGGCCGCAUUAGACCACUCAAAAGAAAUUAAAAAGACUGAUAAUGUGAAUAACGUACCAGAAACCGUAAACAAAGAGCUGUGGCACACAGUCGGGUUCAUCAAAGGCAACAGUUGUGACGUAUUGAGUUAUUUUAUGUUGGACGAUUAUUCAGACUUGACGGUUGAUAAUUUGCCCGACCUUUCUGCUUUCCCAAGGAUCCAUCUCGAACCUGGCACCGCUUACAAGUUCAGAGUGGCUGCCAUUAAUUCAGUAGGCGUGGGUGACUGGAGCGAGGUCUCUGCUUUUAAAACAUGUCUGCCAGGUUUCCCGGGAGCGCCAUCUGCCAUUAAAAUCGCCAAAUCGGGAGAUGGUGCACAACUUUCCUGGGAACCCCCUAGUUCGAAUCAAGGUGAUAUUUUGGAGUACUCCGUCUACCUUGCCGUACGCGGAAAAGAAAAAGCUACUCCUCCUGUGCAAUUGGCUUUCGUGCGUGUGUACUGCGGACCAAACAGUUCGUGCGUGGUUCCGAAUUCAACUUUAGCAGCUGCCCAUUUGGACACGUCAACAAAGGCGGCGAUUAUAUUUAGAAUUGCUGCUAAAAAUGAUAAAGGUUACGGACCUGCGACCCAAGUUAGGUGGUUGCAAGAUUCGCAAACAACAAAUAAAUCAGCGAAGCGUUUACAAGAAGAACGCCCCAUGUUUAGUAAGAAAAUGAAAUUCGAGAAAGAUGAGAAUUAAAGAGGAGAAAAUGUAUGAUGUGAAUUAGUUAUUAAUAAAUAAUAGGGGCUGUUAAAUUAUUAUCAUAUAUUUUUUUUAUAAUUCAAUCGACGGCGAGCCCCAGAAUUUCUUGGAUUCCUGUUUGUUUAGUUGGAAAUACACAUUCUAAAAUAUUUAUUUCAGAUGAAACUGUGUUAGCGACUUGGAAGUCUUAAUUUCAAUUUUUAAUUAGUACUGGACUUUUCGUUGCAGUUAGUUAGUGUGAUAUCUCAAGGAUAUCUUUUAAAAAACAUUGAUUAACAGUGUAAAAGGAAUGGUUGACUGUGUAAUAAUACUUUUCUCUAUUUUUUACUAUAAAAAAAAAUCUUCAGCUUUUAAACAUUUUAAAACGUGAAGAUCUUGUAUUAUUUGUAGAUUGUUAUAAUAAGGUAAGGCUUAGGAAUUUGUUUAUUGAUGUUGUCCGUAGUACAAAAUUGUCAAUUGCGGAUAUCACAAUAUACGUUUGCACAUUUUGUUCCCACUUUUUUUUUCAAAGCUAAUAUUACUUAGUUCUUUCAGAUUAUGUGAAUUGUUGUUUAGUUGCGUUUUUAACAAGCAUUGUAACAAGUAGAAUAAUACUAGAACUGGUCUUGUCAAAUAUUUAUUGAUCAUUUGCAUUCAAAAACACUUCAUUCUGUUGCUGAUUAUAUUUAUUUUUACAAUAUAGUUUAUAAAUACCAGUAAAUGUAAAACCCUGUUGCUUCAAAUCUCGGAACACAAUGAACUGUUUUAAUAAUGUUCAAUAAAUAUUUUUCUUACAUCCAACGGAGCAUAAUUGUAUAAUUUUAAAUUAAAAAUUUCUGUAACUAUUUUAUCUAUAUAUAUAAAUAAAUAAAUAUAUAUAUAGCAAUAUAAUAUUCUUCAGUUUGUUACAAUUGUAAAAAAUUUAUAUUGCAAAAAUAAAAUCAUUCUGUUAAUUAUGACUUCUCUUACUAGGUGCUUUAAAAUUUCAAGAGUUUGUACAAGACUAGAAAAAAGGAAACUUUUGUUAGUGGGAGCUUAGUGGUGUAACACUGUUAACACAUCAAACCAUGAAACUUAAUUUCACCUUGUUUUAUAAAUUGAUUUAAAAUUGGUUAACUGUGUCGUUAUAAAUAAAGUAAAUUAUGAUACGUA